This is a messenger RNA of Fundulus heteroclitus (mummichog), 630 nucleotides long. It is a transcript of the gene tmem14ca, whose product is annotated as transmembrane protein 14Ca. NCBI's taxonomy places the organism in Eukaryota, Metazoa, Chordata, Actinopteri, Cyprinodontiformes, Fundulidae. Bases 16 to 537 code for a protein of 173 amino acids. The transcript has 5 exons. Gene Ontology annotation, cellular component: mitochondrial membrane. Gene Ontology annotation, biological process: regulation of heme biosynthetic process. The record is from RefSeq and is a predicted model, not a curated record.
CAGCCCGGUAAUCACAUGACUGGAGCUUUUAAAUGCCCCCCCGAAAGACACAGCACCGCGUCCCGCGCCGCUCGGCAGAGAGCUACGCCUACAUUUCCCGUCAGCCACCAAACGCCGUGCAGCCUCCGUGCGCAACCUUCAUUUGUGUUCGGCGGAGAACAAGCUGCCGUUGGUGGGGACAGAGGACAAACACGGAGCAAGGCGACCAACAUGUCCGUGGAUUGGAUCGGAUACGGAUACGCCACCCUGGUGGCGUCCGGUGGAGUCGUCGGUUAUGUGAAAGCAGGCAGUGUCCCCUCCCUGGCUGCUGGGCUGCUCUUUGGGGGGCUAGCAGGUUUCGGCGCCUACCAGAUCUCCAACGACCCUAACAACGUCUGGGUGUCUUUAGCUACGUCAGGAGCUCUGUCCGCCAUCAUGGGGAAGAGGUUCUACGGGUCGAGGAAGUUCAUGCCGGCUGGUUUGAUGGCAGGAGCCAGUCUGCUGAUGGUGGGGAAGCUUAGUUUGGCUUUGCUACGGAAACCUACGGGGUCCCCAUGAGGUGAAGGCUCUUCAAGAACCGUCUCCUCAUCCUGUUUGGUCAUGUUUUGGGGAAGUUGACAUUUGCUGUUACUUUGUGCAACAAAAAAAAAA